This is a messenger RNA of Magallana angulata, 852 nucleotides long. RefSeq lists its product as uncharacterized. Bases 45 to 476 code for a protein of 143 amino acids. The record is from RefSeq and is a predicted model, not a curated record. Lineage: Eukaryota; Metazoa; Mollusca; Bivalvia; Ostreida; Ostreidae. The transcript is spliced from 4 exons.
GAAGUAUCAAUUCCGCCAUAUUGAAACUAAUGUAAUCAAUCAGAAUGGCAGAACCACAAAAAUUGAAAAUCGAAACGGGGACAAAUUCUUUUACCAUGAAGGGGAGGCCUUGUGAGCUUUCAGCUUUUUCCUUUAUUCCAACUGAAAGAGAUGAUCCCCCGGAAAGAACUGUCUUCAACACUCCAAAACAGUUGAUUAAAAAACGACAACAGGACAGAUACCCAAGGUCAACAUAUGAGAGAUUAUUUAGAAAAGAAUAUGGUUACAACAACAAACUUCAUCGAGAUGACAGAGAACACGCCAAAUCAAGGGGACUUGUUGUCAACAAAGAGGAAAUGCCCAAGGAAGUGCCUACUUUGUCUUCCUCAGAAUACGGACACCGACUGGAACUGUUUGCGGACCAUCCCGACCGGAAGCAUGUGCGGAUAGCACACGUCCGGGCAGAGUUCUUCAGGAGAAAUGGAAUCACUUCUUGAUGACAUGAUUCAUCACAAGUGAUGCCUUUGGACUCAGUAUUUUUUGUUCCACCGUUUACUCCUCUCCAAUUUUCAAAAGCCUAACUUCUUUCUGAUCUGGAGUGUUGUUCCCCAUCAACGAUUAAACUGUCUAUUGUGCCUGUCUAAUGCAAAAUGAUAUGCUUUUCAACGUUUUCAUUGUGAAGAGAAUUUGGUACACUGCUUUCCUUUACAUUGUCCAGGUGCAAUUGUUACACAUGCAGUUAUAGUCAAUUUAUCUAUUAUUAUGUGUAUUUGUAUGCUAGACACAGUUGUGUAUUCAGAAAGUUUUUGACUGUAUAAUUAAUGGACUGUGAUAAAUUUGUGAUCAGAAAUAAAUGUUGCCAUUGUUCCUACA